Messenger RNA from Eleginops maclovinus (Patagonian blennie), 1066 nucleotides. RefSeq names its product NADH:ubiquinone oxidoreductase core subunit S8b (gene ndufs8b). NCBI's taxonomy places the organism in Eukaryota, Metazoa, Chordata, Actinopteri, Perciformes, Eleginopidae. Bases 106 to 744 code for a protein of 212 amino acids. The transcript is spliced from 7 exons. Gene Ontology annotation, cellular component: membrane. Gene Ontology annotation, biological process: mitochondrial respiratory chain complex I assembly; mitochondrial electron transport, NADH to ubiquinone. The record is from RefSeq and is a predicted model, not a curated record. Gene Ontology annotation, molecular function: 4 iron, 4 sulfur cluster binding; NADH dehydrogenase activity.
ACGAGGAGCACUUGAAUGCAACUUAAAUAGGCUACAAUUGCGCAGUUCAGGGACUUCGUCUGUUGUUGCUCACUGGUUGUUAAUCUGAGGUACGUUUUGCAAAAGAUGUGUACUGCCCAGAGUCUACGGAUUCUCCACUGUUACCAAAAGCCAGGCACCUUUGGAUAUGGGCCUGGUGUCAUUCGUCUAUUCAGCCUCACUGUGCAGAGAGAGGGCUACAAGUUUGUAAAUGCUCGGGAACUACCAACAGACAUGAAGUCCAUCACUGACCGAGCCGCCACAACCCUCCUGUGGACUGAACUCUUUAGAGGUUUGGGGAUGACCAUGAGUUACCUGUUCCGUGAACCUGCCACCAUCAACUACCCAUUUGAAAAGGGCCCUCUGUCACCCCGCUUCCGUGGAGAGCACGCCCUCCGCCGCUACCCAAAUGGAGAGGAGCGCUGCAUUGCCUGCAAGUUGUGUGAGGCGGUCUGCCCUGCUCAGGCCAUUACCAUUGAGGCUGAGACUCGAGCUGAUGGCAGCAGGAGAACUACACGCUAUGACAUUGAUAUGACCAAAUGUAUCUACUGCGGCUUUUGUCAGGAAGCAUGCCCUGUUGAUGCCAUUGUUGAGGGUCCAAACUUUGAGUUCUCCACAGAGACCCACGAGGAGCUGCUGUACAACAAAGAGAAGCUGCUCAACAAUGGAGACCGCUGGGAGGCGGAGAUAGCAGCCAACAUACAGGCAGACUACCUAUACAGAUAGAUCUGCACACUGCACGCAAAGAUGUGUUACAUGAAAAUGAUAAAGUUCUCCUGUGCAAACAAAUAUUUUAGCCUUGCAGACUUAAAUCCUGUUGUCAGAACUGGGAGAAAAUUCAAGCACGCACAAAUCAUAUAUCUUGUGUUUUACAGAUAGAUGAUAAUGUAUUUUAUGAUGUUGACUUUAUAGUGUGUAUCCUAAAUAGCCUGCACUGUCCGUGAUGGACUAUAUUCUUCUGCACUAUAUUUGAUGUAAGUAGUACAUUUCUCAAAGAGUAUAUUUAUGUAAUACAUUUAAUAAAUACUGCAAUAAAUCAUAUUUCAAA